Ahaetulla prasina is the source of this 2340-nucleotide messenger RNA. It is a transcript of the gene CLRN2, whose product is annotated as clarin 2. The transcript is spliced from 3 exons. NCBI's taxonomy places the organism in Eukaryota, Metazoa, Chordata, Lepidosauria, Squamata, Colubridae. Bases 1642 to 2340 code for a protein of 232 amino acids. The record is from RefSeq and is a predicted model, not a curated record.
GAAAAGAUACAUUCAUCAAGGUACAACAUUUACAACACAAUUGAUGAUCAAUAUAUCAAUAUAAAUCAUAAGGAUUGCCAGCAACAAGUUAUAGUCAUACAGUCAUAAGUGGAAAGAGAUUGGUGAUGGGAACUAUGAAAUGAUUAAUAGUAGUGCAGAUUCAGUAAAUAGUCUGACAGUGUUGAGGGAAUUAUUUGUUUAGCAGAGUGAUGGCCUUCAGGAAAAAACUGUUCUUGUGUCUAGUUGUUCUGGUGUGCAGUGCUCUAUAGCGUCGUUUUGAGGGUAGGAGUUGAAACAGUUUAUGUCCAGGAUGCGAGGGAUCUGCAAAUAUUUUCACGGCCCUCUUCUUGAUUCGUGCAGUAUACAGGUCCUCAAUGGAAGGCAGGUUGGUAGCAAUUAUUUUUUCUGCAGUUCUAAUUAUCCUCUGAAGUCUGUGUUUUUCUUGUUGGGUUGCAGAACCGAACCAGACAGUUAUAGAGGUGCAAAUGACAGACUCAAUAAUUCCUCUGUAGAAUUGUAUCAGCAGCUCCUUGGGCAGUUUGAGCUAAUUAGUUGGCUCACAGUAAACGUUUAGAGUUUGCUUUGCAUUUUUUUGUUUGUUUACAUUUAUACCCCGCCCUUCUCCGAAGACUCAGGGCGGCUUACAGUGUAUAGGGCAAUAGUCUCAUUCUAUUUGAUCAUGCUGAUAUGAUGAUUCCAAUAAAAAAGUUCUUUGAGGAAAUCUCUACCCUCAGAGUUCUGAUUUGCUUGGGUUCAUUAGUCAGAACAUUGACAAUCUAGCUGAGUAAUAAAACUUCUGCAAGAAAACAAUCAAGCUCAAAGGGCACUAAAGACCCCACAAACCUGAUGCCUCAAGUGGCAAAUUGUCUUGGGCAGCCCCAUAUUUGCAAAUAUAGAAAUUAACGCUGCUUGCUGUUGGUUUUUUGGCCAGAUUUUUUCUUCUUUUUGUGCACAGAUGAGUACAGAUGCUCCCAUCAGCCAUCAAUAAAUAAAUAAAACAAAAUCAAUGGUCAUUAAACAUUAAACAAACAUUUGCAACUGGCAUAAUUGAGAGAUGCCUUAUGAGGUUAUUUUACAUCCUGAGAAUGUUGCAAGAAAAGCAUGUGUUUCUCCAGACUGCAAUCAAUUUGUACCUUUUUUUUUUCACGGCCUGAAAAUUGUGCUAGUGGUGUGCCUAUUCAUCUGGAAAUAUUAUUUAGUCUUGGAAAGCAGAGUAUCAUCUGAGCAAGAUGGCCAGGAUGACAUUUAAGAAACAGAAAUUCUAGGUGACAGCGAUUUGGUGUCCCAAAAUCUAAUAAAUUCAUCUUUCUUUGUCCAGAAGAGACUUGGAAGCAGACUGUGAAGCUAAAUACAUUCCAGGUCAGACAUGGGUGUCACUUCAAUAUUUAAAACUGGGGAGAAAUUUGAACCUUUCAAUGAAACAUUAGUCAUGUAAUAGAUCCUGGAUUGUCCUCUUAGCAACAAGCAUCCUCUUCCUGCAGAAUUACAAGGGUUCUGUUGGCUGUUGGCUGGAUUAUUGCAGAUAAAAAUAAUAUUUCAGAGGUGCUUUAAAGAAAAAAGAAAAAGAGUAUGAUUUAACCCAUGGAUUGCAGAGAGACUUUGUUGGUAGGUCUUACCAUAUGAUUCCCAAAACUGUUAGGAAUGUCCAGCUGCUUCCAAAAGACUUUAUUUGCUCUCAGUGCUGUGUUGAGCUUUGCCUCUUUCAUCCUGAUUCUCGUGGCCAUGGGCAGUCAGAAAUGGAUGAUGGGAAAAAUACUUUGCAAAACUGGCGCUGAGCUGGUCAAUGCCACAGACCCUGAGUUAGUCAAAUUUAUGGGGGAAAUUUACUACGGGCUCUUUGGGGGCCACAAAAUGCGACAGUGUGGACUUGGGGGUCGUCCUUCCAGAUUCAGAAUGUUUCCACACCUGGUGAAAAAGGUGAACGCGAUGCUCCAUGUGACAGUUAUCCUCUCCUUGUCGGUGGCAUUUUCCUUUGCUCUGGUCAGCUGUGGAUUCUCCUUCUUGAACCUCCUAAAAGUCCCUUUUCGGGCCAUUCAAGGACCAGCAGGAGUAGCUUUGUGGAACUUGGUGGCAGGUGGAUGUAUCACGUUGGCUGUGACCACUUUUGUGGCAGCUGUCAAACUGCAUCGGCUUACAGAAAGAAUCACCAAUUUUCGGGAAAACGGCUUCCAGUUUCUCAUCCUGGAAGAAGAGUACAUGCCUUCUUUUUGGCUUUGUGUAGCAAGUGCAACAAUCCAUGGGCUGAAUUUGGUUAUCGUUGCCCUCAGCACAAUUCGCUUCCCAACUCUGAAAACAAAGACAGAAGAAGCAAAUGUUACAGCAGAAGAUAUUAUGUACUAA